CUACCGUAGGCUGUACCCCGUUCGAGUUACUGGUUUCGUAACCGGCCGCCGUGCGUUCAGUCUGUCAAUUUUUUUAUCACCAUCCGCGGAACGCGUCUCUCGCCACUGUUUAAUCGCAGCCGCCGUCGUUCGCUCAUUCCGCUCUCGUAGUAGUUCGUACUCGCUCACUCACUCUACACGUACACACACUCACACACACACACACACACACAUCGAAACUCGUGUGCACCGCUCUCGCCCGGUUGGAUUUAUCUAUUUUCCACGCGAGUCCGAACCAAGUCGGCCGCGCCGCACACACGUCUCCGACCGUCGGUGUAACUAUCGUUUGGACUUUCGUCGUUUGUCGCAUUACGUUCCCGGCACAACCAUGAGCAGCUUGGCGGAGACAAAUCCGAUUUACGGGCCGUUUUUCGGCGUUAUGGGCGCGGCAUCGGCCAUCAUUUUCAGCGCUCUUGGCGCUGCAUAUGGUACGGCAAAAUCUGGAACAGGUAUUGCUGCCAUGUCAGUAAUGAGGCCAGAACUUAUUAUGAAAUCCAUCAUUCCCGUUGUCAUGGCUGGUAUUAUUGCUAUAUAUGGUCUCGUAGUAGCUGUCCUAAUAGCAGGUGCUCUGGAAGAGCCCUCUAAAUACUCCUUAUUCAAGGGAUUCAUUCAUCUUGGUGCUGGUCUUUCUGUAGGCUUCAGUGGUUUGGCUGCUGGUUUCGCAAUAGGAAUUGUUGGCGAUGCUGGUGUCAGAGGCACAGCCCAACAGCCCAGAUUAUUCGUAGGAAUGAUCUUGAUCCUAAUUUUCGCUGAAGUUUUAGGAUUGUAUGGACUGAUUGUUGCAAUUUACCUAUACACUAAAUAAAUUAUUUUCCCUCUGAAUAAAUAUAAAAACAAAACAAAUUUUUUUUUUGUAACAAAAAAAAAAAAACAAACAAACCGUGAACACCCAUACGAUGCCCAGUUGUUGUCGUCAAUACAAACAAUAUACUACCAUAUUAUUAUAAACAUUUUAGUUGAAAGGAAAUCAAAUAUUUGUGCCCUUACGCCACUCACCUAAAUAGUUACGUGUAUUUUUCCUUCCCCCAGCUUUCUAAACCAUUUUUCCAUUCACGUAGCAAAUUAAGUAAUAAUAAUCUUAAAAACUAUUUUAAAAUACAUAUAUUUAAAUUAAAUAAAAUGAUGGCCAUCUCAUGUAUCAAACGUUAUACUUGUGUUUUAUUAUUAUUAUUAUUAAUUUUUUUUAUGUUUCAAUGAGUUGUAUUAUUAAAUAUUGUUCCCCCCUUUCACUUUUAAAUGUUACUUAACUAAGAGGGGACCACCCUCAAACAUUAAGUACUCUAUGCGAUGUGAUGCAAUCUAAACUUAGGAAGUGUACGAUUGUUCUCCAUCUUAUCGAGUAACGUACACUAAUAAUAAUAAUAAUAAUAUAUUAAAUUAUUUAAAUUAACAUUACUGCAGUUCAGCACAAAUAUUGUAGCUGUACAAUUUAAUGAAAAUUCGUAGUUAAAGUAUUAUUGUUUGUUUUUUAUCAUUCUUUUUUUUUUUACAUUUAUUGUAAAAUAAAAGCAGGCUUACAUGGUUACUGGUUAUUUUAAAUUUUAUAAUAGACGUAUAAAUUUACAAAAAAAAAGUUUAAAUAACAACUAUUAGUGUUUUUAAUAAUUAUUUUAAGUGAGCGUGCAUCUAAGACGUGUUAAAACAUUCCAAUGUAUUUGUAAUUUAAUCGUAUAAUCCAAUGGAAGUAUAUUAAUUUUACUUACAAUUAGAUAUUAUAUAUUCAUACAUACAUACCUUUAUAUAUGUGUAUAUAUAUAAACACUUAUAAAAAUCUGCCAUUAAAUUAUUGUUCGUUAGUUCAAAUAGUUAUUAUUAAUCCUGUCAAACACAUUUGUUUAUUUUCCAUUCAUAUCAAUCGCGUGUUUAUUGUUUCUCAUCAUUAUCAAAUUAUUCGUAAUUAUUAUUAUAACUGUUCAAAAAAAGAAAAAAUUUUAAAAAAAAUCCACUAUUUAUUUUAUUAUAGUUGUGUAUAAAUUAUGUGGUUAACAUUUGUUUUAUUUUUAUUUUAUUUUAAUAUAUAUAUAUAUUUUUUUUUUUUUGGUUAUUUAGUAGACACUUAAUGCAGUAAAACCAAUUUUUUUCAAUUGUUUUUAGUCGUUUUUAAACAAAUUUAAGUCUGUAAUAUAUUAUUACUUAGACUUGGAGGAAAUUCUAAGGGAGUAAAUUAAACCUAUCUAAUUUUCUAUACCUACAAUUUCCUAGGAAUUUCAAUUAUUUAGUAAUAAAACAAAAAUUGUUGUUAA
Molecule: messenger RNA, 2282 nt
Organism: Aphis gossypii (cotton aphid)
Lineage: Eukaryota; Metazoa; Arthropoda; Insecta; Hemiptera; Aphididae
Gene: Vha16-1
Product: V-type proton ATPase 16 kDa proteolipid subunit c
Exons: 3
Coding region: 368-844 (158 amino acids)
Biological process (GO): proton transmembrane transport
Cellular component (GO): proton-transporting V-type ATPase, V0 domain
Molecular function (GO): proton-transporting ATPase activity, rotational mechanism
Source: RefSeq, a predicted model, not a curated record